Molecule: messenger RNA, 10857 nt
Organism: Heterocephalus glaber (naked mole-rat)
Lineage: Eukaryota; Metazoa; Chordata; Mammalia; Rodentia; Bathyergidae
Gene: Igf1r
Product: insulin like growth factor 1 receptor
Biological process (GO): positive regulation of phosphatidylinositol 3-kinase/protein kinase B signal transduction; positive regulation of MAPK cascade; regulation of JNK cascade
Cellular component (GO): axon; insulin receptor complex; plasma membrane
Molecular function (GO): insulin receptor activity; phosphatidylinositol 3-kinase binding; ATP binding
Source: RefSeq, a predicted model, not a curated record
GCGCCGCUUUCGGAGUAUUGUUUCCUUCGCCCUUGUUUUUGGAGGGGGAGCGAAGACUGAGUUGGAGACUUUUUUUUUCUGUCCCCCCCCUUUUUUUUGAAAAGAGGAAUUUCGUCCCAAAGCAAAGGAAUGAAGUCUGGCUCCGGAGGAGGGCCCCCGACCUCGCUGUGGGGGCUGCUGUUUCUCUCCGCCGCGCUCUCGCUCUGGCCGACGAGUGGAGAAAUCUGUGGGCCAGGCAUUGACAUCCGCAACGACUAUCAGCAGCUAAAACGCCUGGAGAACUGCACGGUGAUCGAGGGAUACCUGCAUAUCCUGCUCAUCUCCAAGGCCGAGGACUACCGCAGCUACCGCUUCCCCAAGCUCACAGUCAUCACCGAAUACUUACUGCUGUUCCGAGUGGCCGGCCUCGAGAGCCUUGGAGACCUCUUCCCAAACCUCACAGUCAUCCGCGGCUGGAAACUCUUUUACAACUACGCCCUGGUUAUCUUUGAGAUGACCAAUCUCAAGGAUAUCGGGCUUUACAACCUGAGGAACAUUACUCGGGGGGCUAUCAGGAUUGAGAAAAACGCUGACCUGUGUUACCUCUCUACGGUGGACUGGUCUCUGAUCCUGGAUGCAGUGUCCAAUAACUAUAUCGUGGGGAACAAGCCCCCAAAGGAAUGUGGGGACCUGUGUCCAGGGACCAUGGAGGAGAAGCCGCUGUGUGAGAAGACCACCAUCAACAAUGAGUAUAACUACCGCUGCUGGACCACAAAUCGCUGCCAGAAAAUGUGCCCAAGCGCCUGCGGGAAGCGCGCGUGCACCGAGAGCAACGAGUGCUGCCACCCCGAGUGCCUGGGCAGCUGCCGCGCGCCCGACGACGACACGGCCUGCGUGGCCUGCAGACACUUCUACUACGCCGGCGUCUGCGUGCCCGUCUGCCCGCCCGGCACCUACCGCUUUGAGGGCUGGCGCUGCGUGGACCGGGACUUCUGCGCCAACAUCCCCAAUGCUGAGAGCAGCGAUUCCUCUGAGGGCUUCGUCAUCCAUGACGGCGAGUGCAUGCAGGAGUGUCCCUCCGGCUUCAUCCGCAAUGGCAGCCAGAGCAUGUACUGCAUCCCUUGUGAAGGUCCUUGCCCCAAGGUCUGUGAGGAAGAAAAGAAGACGAAAACCAUUGACUCCGUGACUUCUGCUCAGAUGCUCCAAGGGUGUACCAUCUUCAAGGGGAACCUACUCAUUAAUAUCCGACGAGGGAAUAACAUUGCGUCGGAACUGGAGAACUUCAUGGGGCUCAUCGAGGUAGUGACAGGCUACGUGAAGAUCCGCCAUUCCCAUGCCUUGGUCUCCUUGUCCUUCCUGAAAAACCUUCGCCAGAUCUUAGGGGAGGAGCAGCUGGAAGGGAACUACUCCUUCUACGUCCUGGACAACCAGAACUUGCAGCAGCUGUGGGACUGGGACCAUCGCAACCUGACCAUCAAAUCGGGGAAAAUGUACUUUGCUUUCAAUCCCAAACUGUGUGUUUCUGAAAUUUACCGCAUGGAGGAAGUGACGGGAACGAAAGGGCGCCAGAGCAAAGGGGACAUAAACACCAGGAACAACGGAGAGAGAGCCUCUUGUGAAAGCGACGUGCUGCAUUUCACCUCCACCACCACAUGGAAGAACCGCAUUAUUAUAACCUGGCGCCGGUACCGGCCCCCGGACUACAGGGAUCUCAUCAGCUUCACCGUUUACUACAAGGAGGCACCCUUUAAAAACGUCACCGAAUAUGAUGGGCAGGAUGCCUGUGGCUCCAACAGCUGGAACAUGGUGGAUGUGGACCUGCCCCCUAACAAGGAUGUGGAGCCUGGCAUCCUACUGCAUGGGCUGAAGCCCUGGACACAGUAUGCGGUCUACGUCAAGGCCGUGACCCUCACCAUGGUGGAGAACGACCACAUCCGUGGGGCCAAGAGUGAAAUCUUGUACAUUCGCACCAAUGCUUCAGUCCCUUCCAUUCCCCUGGAUGUCCUUUCGGCAUCAAACUCCUCCUCUCAGCUCAUUGUGAAGUGGAACCCCCCGUCUCUGCCCAACGGAAACCUGAGUUAUUACAUUGUGCGAUGGCAGCGGCAGCCUCAGGACGGCUACCUGUACCGGCACAAUUACUGCUCCAAAGACAAAAUCCCCAUCAGAAAGUAUGCCGAUGGCACCAUUGACGUUGAAGAGGUCACAGAGAAUCCCAAGACUGAAGUAUGUGGUGGGGAGAAAGGGCCUUGCUGUGCUUGCCCCAAAACUGAAGCUGAGAAGCAGGCUGAGAAGGAGGAGGCCGAGUACCGGAAAGUGUUUGAGAAUUUCCUGCACAACUCCAUCUUCGUGCCCAGACCCGAGAGGAAGCGGAGAGAUGUUAUGCAAGUGGCCAACACCACCAUGUCCAGCCGGAGCAGGAACACCACGGUGGCAGACACCUACAAUGUCACAGACCCAGAGGAGCUGGAGACAGAAUACCCUUUUUUUGAGAGCAGAGUGGAUAAUAAGGAAAGAACUGUCAUUUCAAACCUCCGACCUUUUACUUUGUACCGCAUUGACAUCCACAGCUGUAACCACGAGGCUGAGAAGCUGGGCUGCAGCGCCUCUAACUUUGUCUUUGCAAGAACCAUGCCUGCAGAAGGAGCAGAUGACAUUCCUGGCCCAGUCACGUGGGAGUCGAGGCCUGAAAACUCCAUCUUUUUAAAGUGGCCAGAACCUGAGAACCCCAAUGGACUGAUUCUAAUGUACGAAAUAAAAUAUGGAUCACAAACUGAGGAUCAGCGAGAAUGUGUGUCCAGACAGGAGUACAGGAAAUAUGGAGGGGCCAAGCUUAACCGGCUGAACCCAGGGAACUACACAGCCCGGAUUCAGGCUACCUCACUCUCUGGAAAUGGGUCGUGGACAGAUCCGGUGUUCUUCUAUGUCCCGGCCAAAACAACGUAUGAAAACUUCAUCCAUCUGAUCAUCGCCCUGCCGGUCGCCAUCCUGUUGAUCGUGGGAGGGCUGGUGAUAAUGCUGUACGUCUUCCACAGGAAGAGAAAUAACAGCAGGUUGGGGAAUGGAGUGUUGUACGCCUCUGUGAACCCAGAGUACUUCAGUGCUGCAGAUGUAUACGUUCCUGACGAGUGGGAGGUAGCUCGGGAGAAGAUCGCCAUGAGCCGGGAGCUGGGGCAAGGCUCCUUUGGGAUGGUCUAUGAGGGCGUGGCCAAGGGCGUGGUGAAAGACGAACCGGAAACCCGGGUAGCCAUCAAGACGGUGAAUGAGGCUGCAAGCAUGCGCGAGAGGAUCGAGUUUCUCAACGAGGCUUCCGUGAUGAAGGAGUUCAACUGUCACCACGUGGUUCGGUUGCUGGGCGUGGUAUCCCAGGGCCAGCCCACGCUGGUCAUCAUGGAACUGAUGACACGGGGGGAUCUCAAGAGCUAUCUCCGGUCUCUGAGGCCAGAAAUGGAGAAUAACCCAGUCCUAGCACCUCCAAGCCUCAGCAAGAUGAUCCAGAUGGCCGGAGAGAUUGCAGACGGCAUGGCAUACCUCAACGCCAACAAGUUUGUUCACAGAGACCUUGCUGCCCGAAAUUGCAUGGUGGCUGAAGAUUUCACAGUCAAAAUUGGAGAUUUUGGGAUGACACGAGAUAUCUACGAGACAGACUACUACCGGAAAGGAGGGAAAGGGCUGCUGCCUGUGCGCUGGAUGUCCCCCGAGUCCCUCAAGGACGGAGUCUUCACCACUCAUUCAGAUGUCUGGUCCUUUGGAGUCGUCCUCUGGGAGAUCGCCACCCUGGCUGAGCAGCCGUACCAGGGCUUAUCCAAUGAGCAAGUCCUUCGCUUCGUCAUGGAGGGCGGCCUUCUGGACAAGCCCGACAAUUGCCCUGACAUGCUGUUUGAGCUGAUGCGCAUGUGCUGGCAGUACAACCCUAAGAUGAGGCCUUCCUUCCUGGAGAUCAUCAGCAGCAUCAAAGACGAGAUGGAGCCUGGCUUCCGAGAGGUCUCCUUCUACUACAGCGAGGAGAACAAGCCGCCCGAGCCGGAGGAGCUGGACCUGGAGCCCGAGAACAUGGAGAGUGUCCCCCUGGACCCCUCAGCCUCCUCGUCCUCCCUGCCGCUGCCCGACAGACACUCAGGACACAAGGCCGAGAAUGGCCCGGGCCCCGGAGUGCUGGUCCUCCGCACCAGCUUCGAUGAGAGACAGCCCUACGCGCACAUGAACGGAGGGCGCACGAACGAGAGGGCCUUGCCGCUGCCCCAGUCUUCAACCUGCUGAUCCUGGACCCCGCAUCCCGUGCAAACAGUAAUGUGUGUGCACGCUCAGCGGCGGGUGGGGGGAGAGAGUUUUAACAAUCUGUCCACAAGCCUCCUGUACCUCAGUGGAUCUUCAGAGCUGCGCUGCUGCCCCGGAGACUGCUUCUCUGCAGUCAACACCUUGGGAUGUUCCUUUUCUCAAUAUGCAAGCAGCUUUCUGUUUCCCUGCCCAAGCCCUUAACUGACACGGGCCUCUGAGAACCUUAAUGACAACACUUAAUAGCAACAGAACACUUGAGAAUUGAGUCUUCUCAUGCUCUUUCCUCUCUCUGUCUCUUUCUCUCUGUCUCUCCUUUUUCCUUCUUUUUUCUGCUUCAUAAUGGAAAGGUGUUUGCUGCAACCUGGCUGGAAAGCCCUUUUUGUCAGAUGGAGGAAACGGCUGUCUCUGGGGCCCCACAUCAGCCCUGUACACACCUGCCUGGCACCAUGGGUUGUUACCUCUCUCACACACAUGCACACACACACACACACACACAGAUGGAAGUUUUUUAAACUAUAUCCAUAACCUUUUUAAGGCCACCUAAAAUUUUAAAAGGGCCAUGGUUUAUCUACGGUAGUUACCCUUUUAACGCUGCCAAAUUUUGCCAAAAUCCUGAACUUUCUCCCUCAUGAAGCCCACACUGAUUUCCUUCUGCCCAGAGGCAUGGGGUGAGCACAGUAUCUGUAACUCCACAUAAGAGGCGUAUUGGUGAAACACUCCAUCCAACUGUCCCAGGUAUGCUUUCCAAGCCCCAGUGCAGCGGGGCUCCCUGCUUUCAAUGACUAGGUUAUUCUCUGGAGGAACUGGACAGAAGGAGACUUUCUCUCAUGAAGAUGGGAAAGGCUGGGGGCCUUCCCAACCCCCAGCUCUGCCCCCAAGGAUUCUGGAGGAAACAGACCAAGUGAGCCUGAAAGCCUGGCCCUGGUGCCAGUCUCCCCGGGCCCUUCCUGACCCCCGAGGGACGCAGGGGGGAAGGGGUUUCCAGGGACUCAGCCCAGCCAUUGACGCAGGUGUGCAAGGGAAGGGACUGAGACGCCACAGCAGUGAGCAGCAGCGCAGGCAAUGGAUUCAAGCAUUCUAAGCUUCGUUGACAUUUUCUCUGUUACUAGGACUUCUUCAUGGUCUUUCAGUUCUAUGUUAGACCAUGAGACAUUUGCAUACACAUCGUCUUUAAUGUCACUUUUAUAACUUUUUUACGGUUCAGAUAUUCAUCUAUACGUCUGUACAGAAAAAAAAAAGCUGCUAUUUUUUUUGUUCUUUAUCUUUGUGGAUUUAAUCUAUGAAAACCUUCAGGUCUACCCUUCUUCCCUUUCUGCUCACUCCAAGAAACUUCUUAUGCUUUGUACCAGAGUGUGUGAUUUUUCUUCCUCUCCUCCCAGUAAUUGAUACUUCUAGAACCUAAUUGCCAUGAACUGUUGGAUGCCUUUUUAGAAAACCCCCCGCUCCCCGGCGCCCAGCCCAUUCUCUGUCUUCUAACCCUGUAGGCUCUGUGGGCACGAGGCAGGUGAGGGACAGGGGCAGACCCGGGGCUCGGGCCCAGGCCUGGCCCCCUGUGCCUCCCACGGCGCUGGACCCUGUCACAGCGCAAGACAUGACGCAAACUCAGGUCGGAAAUCGCGAGGCUGAGCAUCUCACGUGGCCCUGCUCAGUGUGUGUGGUGCCCAUCGUUGAUGAGUCUCACCUGCUCUUUCCCUUCCCUUGCCUUUGGUUUGUGACACAGACGUUUUUUUUAAUUCUUGGGUACAACAGCAGUUUUAACUGCAGACACGAGGCAUUUGGAUUACUAUUUCUUUAAUGGAUAUUUAAUCCUUCCAUCCCACGGAAAACAGCUGCUGAGUCUCAGGGUGCAGCAGAACGUGGCCAGCAGGCCCCUCUGCCACCCUGUGCCACACCCUCACCAGACCGACCUCCCUGUCUCUAGAACCAGAGCAUCCCACAGGACCUGUCCACCCUGGCAGGGAGCGGGACCCCGGCGCCCCAGCCAGCCCAGGGGCCGAGAGCCCACCGCCAGGUCUGCUGCUCUGAGUGCCAGGGCGGGCGGCCCAGAGCGCUCUGCCUGCUCCCCAAGGACCAGAGCCCUGGCACCAGCUGCCGCUCCCUGGCUGGGAAUCCCAGCCCUCGGGCCUGGGCUCCUGUUUUGUUUACUUUUUAGCGCUUCGCAUGGGAGUGAUGACAGCACAAAAGUUGCUUCUGGGAUGGAAAUGUUUAGAUUCCUAGUAAGGACAAAGCUCAACGAUGAUGAUUGCUAGUUGUGACUGGAGAUUAAACACAAAAAAGAAAGUUCAUAGUGCUUGCUUGCCUGUGAGUUCCAGGCUCCAGACCUCCAGACUUCCUCAUGGCCUCUGUCCCACAAUGUUUUCCCUUAAAAGAAAAGAAGAAAAAGAAAACAAGGUAAUUAAGAAGGUAUCGUAUGUAGGAGUCUUUUAAUUUAUUUUGUGAUACCAGUUUUAAUCACUGUAGAAAAGCCCCCAUUAUGAAUUUAAAUACUGAGGAAAGGGUGCGUGGUUGUUGAGUGUGUGUGUGUGUGUGUGUGUGUGUGCGUGUGUAAAAGACAGGACAGUUUUUGGUUUUUUGGGUGUUUUUGUUUUUUCAAACAUUGAUCUACCUCACUCUUAUUUUUUAUAUGUGUAUAUAGAAAAAAAAAGAAUACAUCUCACAUUUCUCAGCACCUGACAGUAGGCCACUGAUACUGGUAACCUCAUCCACACCACAGGCCACACACCCAGGUGUGACAUGCAGGAAGAGGCCAGGCUGUAUUCCGGGGUCAAAGCGACACUAACCCCCUUCUCUGCUCGUUUCAGACAGCUUGCCUUUUCCUGGGAUGUCUUGUACUGCUUUUUUCUUUCUCCUAACCUGGUUCCUUCAGAGGUUGUGAGGUAUUAGGGUUUCCUUGUUCCCGGCCCUGGCCUAAGGAGGACACGAGAACAUGCUCUGGGGGCCAGCCCCCUGGCUGUCUCUGGCCAAAGCAAAGCUGCUUUGAAUGACCAACCCGUGUCACCAGGGAGGGAGCAGGUGUUCCCCAGGCUCUGAGGACAGGAAGGUGGCCACGAACUGCACUCUUGUGGGGUGCUGGGUGAGUCCCCAGGCUGCUCUGGUGGGGCUUGCACUGAGUCAGGGAUGUGCCACUGCUGCCGCCACCUUUGCUCUACUUAAGGGCGCAGCCCCAUCAGCAAUCAGAGAGCUCAGUCCUCCCAACCUGCUCCAGCCAAGCUGAUACAGAAAGGAGAAGCCCCUCCCCUCUGCCACCUGCUGUCUCGCUACACCUUCCUGCCCCUCCCUGGGGAAGCACCAGACCUCCUUGGGGCUGGAUGGCCAGUGGUCAGCGCUGGCCGCCUCCAUGGUGGUGCACCUCUGUCCACCCCGCCAUCCUGCUGCUCACGGGUGGACGGUGCACUGUCCAAGCCCAGCACCUGCUCUCACAGGCCCUGGGGAUGGUACCUGGGAAGCGCCAGGAGUGGUUUCCCCACACGUGACGGCCCCUCCCAGUUGCAGCACUUGAUGAUGCCCAAGAAGGAGCCUUUCCGCUUGCAGGAGCGCUGGCCUUCCCUCCCACGUCUCCAGGAUCUUAAGGUCACUGAGAAACACUUAACUGUUGGAUCAGGGUUUUCUUCUUCCACACUGUAGGUGACCCCUUGGAAUAGUGGCCUUGCCUCUCUUUUGCACAUACCUGCCAGUUCCCACAACUGGAUUUCUACAGAUAAUUCAACUGGUUAUAAGGGUUUUGUUUAAACUGUCCAAGUUGUUGGUGUCAUUUUGUUCUUGUUUUAUGUAGAUGGUUUUUCUUUUAAGUAGAGAGGAAACACUAACAGUAUAGUGCUCAUCCUAACAAAUGCUUCAGAAGCACUUCAAUAAAGGAAAAUUUUGUUUGUGUGCUGGUGCAGUCAUUUUACUGGACCAACCCACCCACCUUAACUCUACCAAGGCAUCAUGUAUCCACAGUUCUAGCCUCAUUUUAUGCUGAUUUUCCCACCUCUUCUUGAUUUUCUCUUUUGUAUGCUCCAAAUAAUCUAAUCAAGCUAGUUGUGGCAUUUUCCAAGCAACCUCCUCCUGACAGCAGCAGCUCACACUGCUUGAAGUCACGUGAACCACUGAGGCACCUCGCUGAAUUGUGAGCAUUGAGACGUUCUCACACAGCCCUUCCCCAAGGGAGGCUGCAGGAGCUGAUGUCUUCUGGAGCUAGUGCUGAAUUUGAGCUGUGUGAGGCCUCCUCUAAGGGAUGCCAUGGCAUUUGACACACAGUUGGAAUGAGCUUCCUCGUUGGAAGAUAGAAGACUGUGUUUGGGGCUGCCGCUGGCCCCUCCUUCCAGCCGGUUUCUUAGGCUCAGGACAACACUUCAAUGGUGGGAAAAACGGCUUCAUAAGAUAGAAAAGUAGUUACUGUGAAACUACCAAACGGCAGAAUGCUUGCUUGGUGUGACAUGGUGUGUUCUGGUUGGGAUAAUGAACUGACAAGCCAUAUAUGAUGCCAAAUUCUAGGCCAGUCUGAUCCACCGAAGCCGCCUUCUCAGCAGCCCACCUCUGUGGCCAUGGCCGUUCCUAAUACAGGCGGCUGAAGUGGCAGUGUCACACUGAGCUCAGGUGGGUGAGAAGAAAGCUAGGAUGUUCAUCCCAGGUCCUCAGCUGUCACUGUUGGGCCCUCCCAGGAUUGGCCAGACAAUGUUGAAGGCAACUCCUUUCCCAAACAGACACCUUCCGGUUGGCAGCAACACUCCAUGGUAGGCCUUGGCCCAUUCCAACAGUCCCAGUAGUGCAUUUAAGGUUAGGGGUUUGUUCCUUUGUUAAUGUUGCUUUUGUGUUUGUCAGCUGUCUUUUCAUUUCCUGGGCUAAGCGGCAUUGGGAGACAUGGACCCGAGAUCCGCUCUUUAAGAACCAGUGAGAAAAGUCAAAACUUUCUUCCUCCACUCUGAACUAGUCGGUGGUACAAAUGAGAACUUCAAGAGAGGAUGUUGUUUAGAUUGAGCCUCUGUUGCCAGAGAUGCUGAAGAUACAGACCACGGGGCUUUAUUUUUGGCCUCGCAACUUGGAUGACUAGUGCGUCAUUUAGAGGAAGGAGCACUCCUUGAUGGUGGCACGGCCAGGCAGAAGGAAACCAUUGUUCACAGGGGUCAGGACACGGAGAGAAAUAACAGGCAGAAAGGUACAGGGCUUGGAAGAAGCGGGGGCCGUGGAUUGAACUUGAUGGUUUCCAAAGGAAUCCACCCACAUCAAGGGUCCACAGUCAUCCAUGGGCAUUUGGUUUCAACAGUUAAACCUAACAUCCUGCUCUGCAAACUUAUCACAGAAUUAAGUCACAGUGUAUAAGAAUAUGAACUGCAUCGCACUCGCCAGUUGUCAGUUCUGGGGCAUGACUUUAGGGCUUUGUUUUAUUUUGCUUCUAUAAGAACAUAAUAAUCACUCAUUUGUAUGUCCACGUUUCUGUGUCUGCAUCUUUCCGGUAAGCAUUUUUUAAAAAUUAGUCACUCAUUAGCAUUUCCAAUAGGGCUCUUAAGUCCAGUAGAUUACGGGUAGUCAGUUGACGAAGAUCUGGUUUACAAGAACUAAUUAAAUGUUUCAUUGCAUUUUUGUAAGAACAUAGAAUAAUUUUAUAAAAUAUUUGUAGUUGAUAAUUGCCGAAAAUAAUUUAAAGACACUUUUUUUUCUCUGUGUGCAAAUGUGUUUGUGAUCCUUUUUUUUUUUUUUUAGGACACCUGUUUACUAGCUAGCUUUACAAUAUGCCAAAAAAAAUUUUUUUAAAGAUUCUUUUCCAAACCCGAACCAUGGUUCACCCUCUUUCUCCCCAUGCUUUGUGCCCUUGUUUAUAACAAAGGAAUGAUGAUUUCAAAAGUACUUCUGUAUCUUCGGUAUCUUGGUCUUCUGGAACCCUCUGGUUGGUUAGGGGAUCGUCUUCUGGUCAUUUCCCCUUGCAGUGUAGCAACUUUAAGGGAUGGAGAGAACCUCACUGGCUGUGGAAACGGCACAGGUCUUCUGCCCUGUGAUGUACCACACUGCUCAGCAUCUGGCCUGGCUGGCUUGGAUAUUGUCAUAGUCCUGCAGUGCCACAGUGGUGGAAGGACUUCUCACCACAGCAAAUGGUUUUCACAAUGACCACACACACACAAAAGCAGAGAGCACCCAGGCCAUCUGCAUCUAUGCCUCGUACCAUGUCAAAUGCUUUGUCCUAAUGAGCAAGUGACCUUAUUUAUUUUUAUCUAAGGCAGAACACUGAUGAUACAUUUUUCCCAUACAGAACAAAUUCUUUUGAUAAAAACCACAACAACACAUCCACCCAAAGUUUUUUUAAGUUUGACUCCAUGUCCUCUAGCUCCCAGUGGAUUAUUGGCCAUGUCAACACAACUCCACAAAAUCCCUGUUUUUGGAAACAUCUGGAAUUUUUGCACUCCAUAGGAGAAAGGUCCAGAAACCAUCUGGGGUUUUUGUUGUUGUUUUCAACUUCUUAUUUGGUUGGUUGGUGCUGUGUUCACACAUCCACAGGUGGAACAGAUGCCCGGUGAAAACACCUGUCUGUUUUCUAAGCCAGUGAGGUUAAGGUGAGAGGUUUGCCAGAGUUUGUCUACCUCUGGGACUAAAAAAAAAAAAAAAAAAAAAAAAAAAAAAAAGGCGCAA